Messenger RNA from Musa acuminata subsp. malaccensis (wild Malaysian banana), 629 nucleotides. RefSeq lists its product as uncharacterized. The record is from RefSeq and is a predicted model, not a curated record. Gene Ontology annotation, biological process: DNA repair; maintenance of rDNA; negative regulation of double-strand break repair via homologous recombination. Lineage: Eukaryota; Viridiplantae; Streptophyta; Magnoliopsida; Zingiberales; Musaceae. Gene Ontology annotation, cellular component: nuclear speck; cytosol.
UGCCGAAGAGGAUCCACCGUCUAGCAAUGGACUACAGCCUCGCGGCGUUGAAGCUCUUCUGCGGCGAACUCAAGGAUGUUCGCGCCGCAUCCGCCUCCGCCUCUUCCUCUGCCGCCACCCUAUUCGGCAUCCUCUUCCAGCGCGCCUGGCUGCAGGCAGGGUGUUUUGGUGUCGGGCACCGAUGAGGGGCGCUUCCUUCUCGAUGACGGCUCCGACGUCGUCGAGCUCCUCCUCUCCGCCGAAUCCCAGCCCCAGCAGUGGAAGAUUGGGAUGUACGUGAUGGUCGUCGGGCCGUACGUCGCCGCUCAAUCCGGUGGCCUUUCCACGAUCAGGGUUCAUAAGAUGGUGGAUCUCUCGCAACAUCCUGAUCGGGAAGCAAUGUGGCAUUUGGAAGUCAUGGAAGCUCAUAAGUUGUUCUACCUCCCAUCACCCCAGUAACAGUUCUCUUCCUCGUACGCACAUCAUGGUCCGGCAAUUAACAGAGAAAUUGUUUGCGGAUCAUUUAAAGCUGUCAUUCUGCGACAAUUUGCUGCAUGUCCAAGAAUCUCAGAGGAUUUCAUGUUCUUCAACUAUGGCUUGUGAAGAACAUUUUGUCAAAGUGUUUUCUAAAUAUUUGAUCUUUUUGUCUA